Messenger RNA from Callorhinchus milii (elephant shark), 935 nucleotides. It is a transcript of the gene rpl12, whose product is annotated as ribosomal protein L12. Lineage: Eukaryota; Metazoa; Chordata; Chondrichthyes; Chimaeriformes; Callorhinchidae. The transcript is spliced from 7 exons. The record is from RefSeq and is a predicted model, not a curated record. Bases 392 to 889 code for a protein of 165 amino acids. Gene Ontology annotation, molecular function: structural constituent of ribosome; large ribosomal subunit rRNA binding. Gene Ontology annotation, biological process: translation. Gene Ontology annotation, cellular component: cytosolic large ribosomal subunit; ribosome.
UAUCGCUCCUUACAAUGGCCGACAGGCGCCGAGAGACGCCGAGUUAACGGCGGCGGGGAUGAGCUCGACGUAAAGUCAUCUUGUGGAAGGAAUAGGCCGUUUUCUCCUUUGCGAGGGGGAGGGGGUUUCCGGGCGACGUUUUCCGUCAAAGCCGCUCCCCUCCCCUCUGUUGACGGUCCGCCUGCCCCGCACAAACAUGGCGGCGGAUCGGGCGCGAUCUCGCGAGGUUCGGCGCUGGGGUACAUAAGGCGGGGCUGGAAAGCCUCGCGCCCUCUCCGUUGGCAGCCGGUGAAGGUGCAGCUCGCCCCCUCCCUCGGUCGUCCCGAAUCCGGGUUCAUCCGACACCGACACCGCGCACCCCGUCCCGCCGCCGCCGCCCGCCCCCGCCGACAUGCCUCCCAAGUUCGACCCCAACGAAAUUAAGAUCGUGUUCCUCAGAUGCACUGGAGGUGAAAUUGGUGCCACUUCUGCAUUGGCUCCCAAGAUUGGCCCACUGGGUCUGUCUCCCAAGAAGGUUGGUGAUGAUAUUGCCAAGGCAACAGGUGACUGGAAAGGGCUGAGGAUCACCAUCAAGCUGACUAUCCAGAACCGACAGGCCCAGAUUGAGGUUGUCCCAUCAGCGUCUGCUCUGAUCAUCAAAGCCCUAAAGGAACCACCCCGCGACAGGAAGAAGCAGAAGAACAUUAAGCACAGCGGUAGUAUCACCUUUGACGAAGUGGUUGGCAUAGCCCGUGUGAUGAAACAUCGCUCUUUGGCCAGGGAGCUUUCAGGGACCAUAAAGGAAAUCCUGGGAACAGCUCAGUCCGUUGGCUGCACCAUUGAUGGGAAACACCCUCACGAUGUCAUCGAUGAAAUCAAUGACGGUACAAUGGAGUGUCCCACAGAAUAAAGAGGCGACAACAUGGAACAGAAUAUAAAUAAAUUGUUUCAAGGAA